Molecule: messenger RNA, 438 nt
Organism: Canariomyces notabilis
Lineage: Eukaryota; Fungi; Ascomycota; Sordariomycetes; Sordariales; Chaetomiaceae
Exons: 3
Coding region: 1-438 (145 amino acids)
Source: RefSeq, a predicted model, not a curated record
AUGCGACUCGAAUCCUUCUCCUUUUGGCUUGGAUCCGCCCUUGCCGCUAUCUCUACUGAACUCCAUGGGAACUUCUCGCUCACCUGUAGUGGCGUCAAGCUCGUCAACAACUCUUUCCUCGCCGCCUCAUGCCUCAGCCCAGCCGAAGCUGGUGGUGAAGGUCCCCUGGCUCCGACCAAGCUUGACUUGGCCAUGUGCAUCGGUCUCAACCAAGUAAGCGGUCAUCUUCAAUGGGAGAUUUACGGCAAAUUCACCAACUACUGUAAUAAUUGCAGUAUUACGACCAAACUCGGGGAACCUGACCACUUCUUCUCCUGUUCCUGUGUCCCGUUGGUUGGUGGCCGUAAUGCCCUCCGCUCGACUCUCGACUUGGAUGAAGGCGUCAGCAAUGAUCAGGGCACCCUCAAGUGCAAAGGGGGAGUUGGUACAUCCCAUUGA